UACCCUAUUAAGAAGGAUUUUUUUUUUAUUUAUUUUUUUUAAUCUUCUUUUCUUCUAUUUCUUUUAGUCAUAAUAAUAAAAUAAUAAAAAAAAUGAGUCAAUGGGAUACCACCAUGCUGGAAUAUGAAGAUGGGUAUUAUGACCAAGGCGAAGACGACGAUGGCAAUGAGUCUGAUUACUCUCUCGACUAUGAAUUUCCCGGUCCUCGUUAUCCGAAAUACAGAACAACCAUCAACGAUAAUGAUACUGCUUCUCAACUCUCCGACGCUUCUGAACCAGACGACGACUCUCCGAGAUUCGACAUGUGGGACGACGACCCUUACAACGACUUUACUUGGGAAUCAAACGACAUGCAGCUCACCAAAUUUAUGAAGCUCAAACAAAAGAAACUAUCACCUUGUCCUAGUUUCUGGAAAAAAGACAAGGGCUUUCCGAAGCAGUUGCCUCAGUCGGGCUCUUCCACAAACCAUGAUCAGUCUGCCAACGCUAUCUGUCUAGUUCAGUCGGAUUAUGGUCUCUCUGAACAACUAUAUGCUGUUUACAGAGACAGAAUCAUUCAAUGUGGUCGUACAACCACCUCCACAAAAUCAAAACCGCAGCGACAAAAGCGUGACACAACAUGGUUAGAAACUACUACAGCUGAAGAUCCUCCCUUGGUUGUUUUAAAUCACAAGUUUGCCGAUACACAUCAAUCUGUUCCCGUCUCUAAAUUGAACAAGAACCAACUACCCCAACAAACAAGAGACGAUGAUGAUCAUUUUGAACCUUUUACGAAAUAUAUCAAACGUAGUGAAUAUCCAGCAUUAUUACCCGAAGAUUCUUAUUUAGCACUUGGGUUUGAUCCACAAUGUUUAGCUCACAAGUAUGGAUACAUGGCUAUUGGAGGUGUGGAAGGCGAGUUUGAGCUGUACUGUUGUAUGGAUCUGGAUCCAAUAAAGAUAUGGGGUACCAAGUUCAAAGGUAAAGACAAUGUCAUGCUCAUGACAAAUUCAAUUCAACUGGUGCGGUGGAAAAACAAGCAAAAUGAUGACUAUCAACAUAUGCUGAUCGGUUGUAUGAAUGAAGCUGGACUUUUAUUUUACAAUUUACCAUCUCAUGUCGAAUGCAAAGGGGAAAAGGCGAGAGACAGAGUGAAAUUACAUAGUCAUAUAAGAGCAUUUAAUGGUGUGCCCAUUAAUGAUGCUAAACUUAGCCCCGAUGGUAGCCAGUUGGUGUGUGUAGGAGAUGAAAAUAUCAUAUUUAUGAUUGAUAUAUUUCAAAAUGAAGACACAAAUGAGAUUAGCUUUGGUGUGCCUAGCGAGAUCAUUAUUCCACCCGAAAUAUUUCAACAAAAGACCAUGUCCAGCACACCUUAUUCUUCUCAGUACAUAUCUUGGAGUGCCAGCUCUGCUUAUUUUGCACAUACAUCCGACUCACAUAAUCUAGUUCUGAUAUGGAGAACAUCCACUAAAGAGAUUUUAUAUACAAUUGAUGCUGCAGGGUAUACUUAUGCCAUCUCUUUUCAUCCCAAAUUCGAUCAUAUUCUUGUAUUUACCAACCGCUAUGGCUAUUUCCAUACAGUCAACCUCUCAAAAAUUCUUUCCUUUGACCAACAAACGGAGUCUGUACGUGGACAUCAAUGUGUAGAUACUUGCCAACAAAUCCAUCAUGCAGUGUUUCACACCCACCAUUUGAAUAUACAGCAUGAGAUCACCAUGGUUUCGUUUCGCGGUGAGAUUGAUACCAAGUUACGUAUCCUGGCUAAAAUCAAUGGUAUUGAAUGGUCCAAAGAUGGACACUACCUUUAUUUGGCUACCAAGAAACGAGUGCUAGUGUAUGAAUUCCUUUCCACCCAAAACAUCAUACCUUCCUUGCUCGAGAUCACGGGUGUUCAUGUACGGAAAUUAUUAGAACAGUCUUGUCCUAAAAGAAAAAAACUCAACAGGACCUUGGAUGAUUGGUCAAGAAUACCUAAUCACAUUCAGUCAAGAAUUCUUGGUAAUACACAUCACUUGGCCCAGCAUUAGACAAUUUUUUUUUUUGUCUGUUUCACCUUCUCUGCUUUUUCUUUUUUUUUUUUUCUUUUUUUUUUUUUACUACACUCUAAUAAAAUGAUGGCGAAUCAAGACGAC
Mucor mucedo is the source of this 2111-nucleotide messenger RNA. RefSeq lists its product as uncharacterized. The transcript has a single exon. NCBI's taxonomy places the organism in Eukaryota, Fungi, Mucoromycota, Mucoromycetes, Mucorales, Mucoraceae. The coding region runs from base 93 to 2006 and encodes 637 amino acids. Gene Ontology annotation, molecular function: protein binding. The record is from RefSeq and is a predicted model, not a curated record.